AUGGAAACAGAGGCGACCCUCAGAGAAAUUUACUCAGUCAGUGAAAGGGAUAUCAUGCAAAGCCAGGCUGUCUACCAAGACUACCUUCACCUUAAGAAUUUGGACCGUGGCCAAUUGAACCCCGCUGCCCAUCACGACACCCAGGACGGCAGGUACGCAACCUUCACCCUCACCAACACAGUGCCCAUGAACACUGAACUCAACAACGGUGCCUGGCACCGCUAUGAGACAGAAAUUAUCCCCAAGAAAAGCAAGGACUGUCAAACCACCUAUGCCAUUGUGGGUGCUGUGCCUGGGAACUCCUCCAUUGCCAGUGGGAGGGUUAAUGUACCCAGCCACAUCUGGGCCAGUGCCUGCUGCAAGACCAACAACAACACCAUGAUUGCUUGGGGGGUCAUUGCCCAGAACGACCAGAACCAGAUCCAGGAACUCACUCUGGGGGAACUGGAGGACACGUUGACCCAGCGGUAUAAGAGGGGACCGGUUUCUCUGUUCCAUGAGGACUGCCCCCGUAAAUAA
Molecule: messenger RNA, 519 nt
Organism: Neopelma chrysocephalum (saffron-crested tyrant-manakin)
Lineage: Eukaryota; Metazoa; Chordata; Aves; Passeriformes; Pipridae
Product: endonuclease domain-containing 1 protein-like
Exons: 1
Coding region: 1-519 (172 amino acids)
Molecular function (GO): metal ion binding; nucleic acid binding; hydrolase activity
Source: RefSeq, a predicted model, not a curated record